CGGCGGGCCGCUCAGUCGUUGCCCAGACGUCGCGUCUCUCGCAGCAGCAGCACAAUUCGGCUCGGCGCUCGGCCUCGACGCGUCGUCAUACUAUUAAUAGUGUGCGCACACACGCACACGCACCUAUACCUCGUUUAUACACUUUCUCACAAGUGACUUCUGACCGCGAGUGCAUGCCAAAUCACGCGCGUAAAAAAGCCAUGCAGUUUAUCCAGUGCAGCUGGCAUUAGCAACUGGUCUCUAGCGAUCGCUCUCUUCAUUUGUGAGUCGAGUUUAAGAUUUAAGAUGCACGAUGCACCCCAGCUGCGUGGGCCAACGCCAGACGCAGCAUCAUCGGGAGGAUGAUAAUGAGCAACGCGAUUAUCAAAAAACAACAAAAACAAGGAGACAACGACGCACGAAUCGCUCGGGAUAUUGGCGUUUUAUCGUCGUCGGGCAACGAGCGGCUGCUGCUCACCACUUCUGACGCCGAUGUUGAUGACGACGAUCAGUUAAUACGAGAGCAGCAGCAGCUGGCGGCGACGAUGAUGAACUUCGGCAACGAGGCCGCUCGCCAGCCGAACAACAAGCUUCGGACCGUCAUAGGCAUUUGCAUACUGCUCGCCGUGGCCGGUAUGCUCUACCUUGGCUACUUCUGCCCUGAUCACGUUUGCGCUCUGAGUUCGCGAGACCGCAGCGCUGAAAAGGAGUCCACCGCGAGGUUCAUCGGCCCUUCGGACCCUUUGCUACCUCAUAAUAACAUGUUAGGCCUACCAUCUAAUUCGCUGGAGUCUGAGAAGAAUAAUGUUGUACCUGUACAUCCUGUUUUUAAAUUACAAAGCCUUCAGGGAAAUCUUGGCUAUGAUAGUAUCUUUCUCAAUGAUUCCUUCCAAUUUGAUAUCAAUGCUAAUGACGUUAUGGUUUUCUUGCAUAUACAAAAGACUGGUGGUACUUCAUUUGGUAAGCACUUGGUUCGUGAUCUUGAUCUUCAAAGGCCAUGCUCGUGUCAGAGGCGCCGAAAGCGUUGCUUCUGCUUCCGUCCAAAUAAAAAUGAAAAUUGGCUUUUCUCUAGAUAUUCCACAGGCUGGAAGUGUGGCUUACAUGCUGAUUGGACUGAACUAAUAAAUUGUGUAGAUUCUGAAUUGAAUAAGAUUGAAGGAGAUAAUAAGAGGAGAUAUUUUUACAUUACUAUUAUUCGCCAUCCAGUAGCAAGAUAUUUAUCUGAAUUUAAGCAUGUUCAAAGAGGAGCUACUUGGAGAGGGGCUAGGCAUUGGUGUGGUGGCACAGAAGCUAAAAUACCUCAAUGCUAUUCUGGCCCAAAUUGGAAAGGAGUAACAUUAGAAGAGUUCAUGGCCUGUCCAAACAAUUUGGCUAACAAUCGACAAACAAGAAUGUUAGCCGACCUAUCACUUGUUGGUUGUUAUAACAAUUCGUCAUUAAGUAAAGCAGAUCGAGAUAGACUCAUGUUAGCUAGUGCAAAACGUAAUUUGAAGUAUAUGCCAUUUUUUAUGCUCACAGAAUAUCAGAAGGUGGGGCAAUAUUCAUUCGAGGAAACUUUUGGAAUGAGAUUUGCUGUAGCAUUUGAGCAGCAUAACACAACACUUAGUGCUGCAACAAUGGAAAAAUUGAGUAAAGAACAAUUAGAUGCGAUUGAAAAACUCAACAAGUUAGAUAUUGAACUUUACGAGUAUGCAACUACUUUGGCCUUUCAAAGGUUUCGACAUCUGCGCGAUCGAGAUCCUUAUUUCGUAAAACGGUUUCAACAUCUUGGGGAGCUGCCGUCCCGACAAAGCAUCACCGAAUUUAAUUGGGAUUCUGUGAUAGAAGAUACAACGGACAUUGACUAAAACUGUUGUGCAUUACAAAUAAUCAUCACAAAAGCAGAUUGUGAAAAAUAGAUUUUAACUUGUAUAAAGUUUAUUGAAAUAAGUUUUAUGCAGCCUAAUUACAUUUCUUAAGAUUAUGUUUUUAUCAAUUUAAAUAGCAAAGCUGACGAAAAAAUGAAUUGUAUUGCAACUUAAGGGAAUACUGCAGCUAGUAUGAAAAUGAACUUGUUUAAAUACAUUAAAUUAAAUUUUUCAUAAAUGUUUUUUAAAAAGUUCUAUAGUGACUUGAAAAACAACAGAAUAAAAUUCAUUAUGAAAAUUUUUUGAAAAAUAGAAUCAUUUUCAUUUUCACAUUAGAUUCGGGGUAUCCUCUUCAUUAGAAAAACUAGUGCUACAGUUGUAAACAUUUUCUAAAAUGAUCUGGUUUAAAGAAUUCUGUGACUAGGUACUAUUAGCAAAUAUUGUACUUGUAAAAAAAAUUUCAGGUAAACCAAAGAAAAAUUGUAUAAGUAUAGGCCCAAUAUUAGAUGCGAGUUUGUAACAGUUAUUAAAGAGAUGCCGAAAUCAGAAUAAUCAUGACAAAUUAAAAUGCGUUUUGUGAGAUUUUAACUUCGUAUUUUUCAAUUUAAUGACGUAAAAUUUUUAAAGAAAAAUAAAUCGCUUAAAAUCUUUGUCACGGAUUUGAAAAUUAACGUAAAGCUGCCUUCGACAUCUCAAAUUUUGAAUCCGUAAGGGAUAUUUGUAAUGAUUUUUGAGAAAGAGCUUUUAAUACUUAGUUGUAAUAUUUUAAUUGUAAAUCUUUACAAAGAUCUUCCAUAAAUACGCACAUAAUAUUUAUGAGUCAUGCAAGGGUCUGUCAUAUGAAGUAUUUUGACCAUAUUCACAGAUUUAAAUCAACUUCGAUAAUCUGCCAUCCAAAUUAAAAAUGUGCCAUCACUCUAUUCAAUAAGAAACUAAAUUUUUAAUUGUUGUAAUUGAAUUAAUUCACCAUGUACCACUUGGAAGUUUUUACAUAAUAAUUGUCAAUGCAUUUUUUGAUGCAAUCGAAUACUCCUAAAAUUUGUGAUACAUGUUGAUAUAUCAUCUUCAACUCUAAAAGUAUUAAUAAGACAAGGCAAUGAUAAAAAUUAUUUGUGUAAUCAGUGAAUACAAUUUUACUAAAACCAAACUUGUUAAUAAUUCAAAUCAACUUGAAGUUUCUUGUAUUCUUCCAAAUUAAAAUGUUAUUGUGAAGUUUGUAAAAUUUAAGUAUCUUUCAACAGUACAACUAUAUCAAUUUUUAUAUUGCUCUUGUGUGUGUGUCGAUGUGCAUCGAUAAUUGUUACUCACCGAUAAAAUUAGGGCCUUGAAAGAUCUCAGGAUUAAAGGUUUAAUUAGAUUUAUUCUUUACCAUUGAUUGUAAUUAUUAAAUAGGCUACAUUUUAUACUCAAAGCUUUAAAACUUAUUAUCGAAAUUGUAAAUAUUCAAAUUGAAGCGAGGAAGUUUGAAGUCAGAGAUUUUAUCAGUUAAAAAUUUUUAUUGUUUGAAAUUCAUUUUAAAUGAAAAAUUUUUAUUAACAUCUAGUAUACGUAAGAAAAUGUCAUCGUUUAUGAUGCGUAGAAGUUAAAAGUGUAUUUCGAAAUGAAUAUAUUUAUUUAUUGUAAAAGAUAAAUACUUCGAAAAUUUGAGCCUAAGAUUGACAUAAUUAUGUUUUUAAAAUUGUGAUUCACUCGUUAAGUGUAAGUAGUAUACUGUAAAAAGAAUUUUGGCUCUCAUAACAGCUAAAAUUCCUGUAAACAUAAACAAUCUAAGAAAGUUGAUUCAUUGAAAAUUAAUGCGAAAAAAAGUAACAUAAGAUAAUAAUGAAUACUCAACAAUAAAUGUUGGUAUGUGCAAUAAGACUCUAUAUGUUACCAAAAUGAUAAUAUAUAUCAACUGAUAUAUCAUGAAAAUACAAUUUUCGUAAAAUAGUUCAAGUAUUUCAAAUAUCAACUAAUUUUUUAUUGCAAACAACUUAUACACAUCUAAUGAACUUUGCUCAAUGCUUAAAAAUACGAUAUUAUCAUUAAAUUUUUUUUUAUAUUUCUACAUGAAAUGUGAAUUGACCCACCAGUGUCCAUUUUUUGUUUUUGUACAGUUAAAAAUGAAUUCCAAAAAUUUAAUCUCAAGGACCAAAGAUACACUUAUUUUUUUGCUCAUUCUGAAAUUCUUUUUGUACAGUUGUAAAAAUUUUACAAUGCUUUAUCUUGAUUCGUAUCACCAGAAACUCAUAAAAAGUUUCUACAGUCAUUUGAAUAAGAAACAAUUCACUUUUUACUGCAUUUAGCAAAAAAAAUAUUGCACAUAUGAUUUGAGCCAAUGUAAAAAAUGUAACAACAGUGCCAUAAGAAAAUUUUAUAUUUAUUAACAAGUAUAUUGGCAAUUAAAAAUUGUAGAUUGAAAAGUAAGUAAUCAGACAUUAUAGAAAGUUGGGAAUUCAUUUAAGUAAUUAAAAAUGAAAAUAUAAUUAAAAAUGCGACGAUAACAAUGAAAAUUAAGCCAUGUAAUAUGUUGUACUUUUUCAGAACAAUGAUGGAAUUAUCAAAUACAAAAUUUAAAACUGCUAAAAGAAUUAAAUGAAAGUGGAGUAUUAAUGAACACAUGACAUAUGCCUAAUGUAAUUAAUGAAAAUUCCAUUUUAAAAAUUGUAAAUAGUGUAAUGUUUAAAAUAAGUAUUACUAAUCAUUGAGUUGACAAAAAUUCAUUCAUGGAAUGUUAACAUGAUUAUAUUUAGGACUUGGGUAUACAAAUAAACAUCACAAAUGAAAGAUUGAUAAUUUGUUUCUUUAUGUAUAUCUUUUAAUAAAUUCAAAAAUGGA
This is a messenger RNA of Trichogramma pretiosum, 4643 nucleotides long. It is a transcript of the gene Hs6st, whose product is annotated as heparan-sulfate 6-O-sulfotransferase 2. The transcript has 5 exons. Bases 342 to 1826 code for a protein of 494 amino acids. Gene Ontology annotation, molecular function: heparan sulfate 6-sulfotransferase activity. The record is from RefSeq and is a predicted model, not a curated record. Lineage: Eukaryota; Metazoa; Arthropoda; Insecta; Hymenoptera; Trichogrammatidae. Gene Ontology annotation, cellular component: membrane.